AUGAUAUCAGCAGGAUCGAAAAUGUCUACAUGUCUCAGAUGCAAAUCAAAAGAAGCAAAAUAUCACUGCGGUCGCUGUAAAGAGCGAUUGUAUUGUGGUAAGGAAUGCCAGGUUACUGACUGGAAACAACAUAAAAUAAAAUGUAGCAAAAUGGGUGAAAAUAAAGUUAAUACAAGUGCAGAAAAAAUAUUGCAUGAACUUAACAACCCAAGUCAAGCCACUCGACUUGAAAAAGGAAUAGUAGAAUUGUUGGAAUACAUGCCUUCAUGCGUUAGAAAACGUGUACAUCUUGAUAUCCCAAACUUCCAGGAGGAAUAUCAACAAAAUUAUCCACAGGAAAAAGAACAUGUUGGCAUAUUAAAAGACGCAUUUAAUGACCAAAAGCUGUAUCCUUUGCAAGAGCUUGUUUUGGAUAAUGUGCCAUGGAACGUCGGAAACAUCUUUUAA
Hydractinia symbiolongicarpus is the source of this 447-nucleotide messenger RNA. Its product is annotated as N-lysine methyltransferase SMYD2-like. The record is from RefSeq and is a predicted model, not a curated record. The coding region runs from base 1 to 447 and encodes 148 amino acids. NCBI's taxonomy places the organism in Eukaryota, Metazoa, Cnidaria, Hydrozoa, Anthoathecata, Hydractiniidae. The transcript is spliced from 3 exons.